AUGUCCAGAAAAUCCAAAAACAAAGCGCUAGAAAGUUUGAUUCAUGAUUUUGAUAAAUGUCUCUCGGAACUUUUGGUUUGCAAGGAUAAGCUGAUUGCAGUUGGUUCUGAGAGAUCCUUUAGAAGGAGCAUCGCUAAAACAAAUUUAAUUUUUCAGAGGAACAAGACAAAAUAUUCAGAAAUAUGCAGGGAAAAUGACAGACUCGAGGCAUUAGUAACAAGUGCUGAACUUGAAUUCAAAGAAAAAUUAGUUACUAGAAAUAAUUUGUCGGCAAAAGAAGAAGAACAAAGAAGAAUUACGAAAACCUUUUUUGAGGCUAUUAAUCAGAAAAACUGUCUUAUAAACAACUUAAUAUUGCACAUCGAGGAAUAUGAGAUUGUAUUUUUAUUCAAAUAUCACAGAUUUCAGAUAUUAAGAAAGAAAAGCGCAAUUUUAUCAUCAAUGUUGAACGAUCUAGAGAAAACACAAGAUGACAAGAACUCUGACAUAGAGAAAUUGAAAAGGCUGGUUAACAGCUUAAAGAAUGAGUUGGAUUCAAAUUUAAAUGUUUUGGAACAAAAUAAGGAGGAAAUUAAAUUAUUGGACAAUGAAAUAGCAGAAUUAGAAAGGUCUAACACAAAAAUUUCCAAUGAGCUAUGCGAAAUCGAUUCUAUGAUAGAAUUAAAUAAAAAAGAAUUAAACUCGUUAGAAGAGAGAAUUAAUGAUAAAAACAUCGAAUACGAUCUAAUAAAAAGUGAAAUCUCCUCAAUUGAGUCUAAAAUAAACUCCCAAAUAUUAUCUGUAAAGGAAAGGCAAAUGACCAAUGAGGAGAUUAGGAACAAAAUUAAAUCAGUUAUGGAAAUGAUUAAAACUCUAAAUGAUAGUAUAAAUCACAUUACAAAGGAAAUUACGAUAAACUCGGGUUUUAUCAAUAGGCGUAAUGAAAGAAUUAAGAACUUAUCUAUUAAAAUUGAUUGGUUUAUAUAUAAAUCUGAUGAACUAACUAAUAAGAUAAGGAACUUGAGGUCCUUAUCAAAUGAGUUAAGUGAUCAUAAGUAUAAGCAAGAGGGUCUGGUUGAGGAGUCACACCGUCUUGAUUCAGAGUUUUAUAAAAUGUCUAUCAUUGAAAACAAUCUACUGGUAGUUUUAAUCUUAUUAAUAAACGUGUAUCAGAAUGAGAUAGAUAAAAUCAAGGCCAAGAUAGAGGAUUUGAUGAAUGAGAGAAGUACAAAUAAUGAAAUUUUAGGGGAUAAAAGCAAAAUGUUAGAGAAAAUAACUAAGGAAGAAGAGUUAUUAAAUCAGGAAUUAAGUGAUCUAAAGGGUAAACUUGCUGAAAUAUCAGAGAAGAAAGAAAGUUUUAGGAAUAAUGAGAAGAAAAGAUAUCUAAAAAAGAAGUUUGAAAGAGAAUUAACUAGAGAGUUUGAGAAAGUAUCAAUUGAACUUGAAGAAAAAACGAACAAAAUCCUACAGAGCAUGAAUCAAAAUUCGGAUUCCGAAAUAAAGGUGUUUGAAAACAUGAUGGAACUAAGGCUAAAAAACACCAGGAAUGAUCAUGAGAUCAUAAUAUUAGAAAAAAGGAACGUAAUAGAAAGUCUUGAAAAAGAGUUAAAUUCUCUAGAAACUAUAGAGAAUAAUAAAUGA
Messenger RNA from Theileria annulata, 1620 nucleotides. RefSeq lists its product as uncharacterized. The transcript is spliced from 12 exons. The coding region runs from base 1 to 1620 and encodes 539 amino acids. The record is from RefSeq and is a predicted model, not a curated record. NCBI's taxonomy places the organism in Eukaryota, Apicomplexa, Aconoidasida, Piroplasmida, Theileriidae.